Ilyonectria robusta is the source of this 1392-nucleotide messenger RNA. RefSeq names its product methyltransferase domain-containing protein. NCBI's taxonomy places the organism in Eukaryota, Fungi, Ascomycota, Sordariomycetes, Hypocreales, Nectriaceae. Bases 12 to 1382 code for a protein of 456 amino acids. The transcript has a single exon. The record is from RefSeq and is a predicted model, not a curated record.
GCAUAAUUACCAUGUCGUUUCUGCCGAGUUCAUUCAACAACUUAGAAGAAUAUACCGGCAGUCUUAUUAACUUUAUCAAUUCACCGAUAAUUCGCCAAAUUAGCGGAGGGAUCCAUGUCAAUGACGCGAUAAUACACGAUGCCUGGGGGGCCUUGCCUCAAGAAUGGACGGCCUGGUGGGACUCACUCCCCGAUCACCGCAUGGCCCAACAAGACCUCAUAGAAAGCAUUGAUGAGGGGGCAGAAUCAAUAUCCCAAGACCGAAUCGAAAAUGGGGAGGAGUUUCUGCCUGUACAAACCCGACCGAAGUCCUUGACUGAAUGGCUGCAAACACUCAAAUCUCUCUCGCUUUCACGGACUCAGCGGCCAGGCCCCAAAGUCGAAUUGCCACAAACGCUCAAGAUCCGGAUGAAUACGAAGAAGAUAGCCGAAGUCUCGACUGCUGCAGCAUACAUCGGAAACGUCUGCCAAGCCAACAACAUCACUCACGUCAUCGACAUGGGGUCUGGACAAGGGUACCUCUCCAACUCGCUGGUUUUCCUCUUCCCGUCUCUCCGAGUCCUCGCCAUUGACGGCAGCGAGUCUCAGAUUGCUGGCUCCAAAGCUUUCGCCGCUUCCUUGGGCAUUUCUGAGGACAGGCUUAGCCACUUGGUUCUCUACAUUGACGGCGAUGCCUCACUCAUAGGCGAGAUGGAAGCAUGGGCCCGUGGAGAAAAGUGCAUGCUGGUUGGGCUCCAUGCCUGCGGACAGUUGUCGGAGCACAUGCUCAGAUAUUUCGCGGCUGCGCCAUCCAUCACAUCGCUAGGAGCAGUUGGGUGUUGCUACAACCACAUAAUCCCCCGCUCAGUCACUUGCCCGGAUGGAUUCCCAAUCAGCGCCCGGUUAAGAAGCAUGGACGUGACCCUCAGUCCCACGGCGCUGAUGACUGGGUGCCAGGCGCCGAAUAACUGGCAAAGAGCAGAUCUGACCGGAGAUGAAUCUAUUUACACCAAGAGACGCUUUUAUCGGACCCUUUUAGAGAAACUGUUUUUUGACAAGGGGAUAGUGCUCGACUCAGAAGACAGACCUGUCUGGGGCACCCAAAAAGGGGAUCUCAUUAGCUUUGAGAAGUUUGCGACUCGAGCCAUGCAAAGUCUCGGUAUCGACCCAGAGAAAAUAUCAGCAGCGGAGAUGCUGGAAUAUGAAAGGCGGUAUGAAGACCACAAGGGAAAAGUUGCCAUCUUAUGGACACUCAGCAUAUUAUGUUGCAAGAUCGUUGAGAGCGUGAUCGCGCUAGAUCGGUACUGGUUUCUCGUUGAGCAAGGGGCGGCUGAUGUAGAUGUCGUGGCAAUAUUCGAUUACAAGAUUUCACCGAGAAACUUGAUGAUAGUAGCCAAGAAAUGAAAUGAACAAG